Molecule: messenger RNA, 393 nt
Organism: Emiliania huxleyi CCMP1516
Lineage: Eukaryota; Haptophyta; Isochrysidales; Noelaerhabdaceae
Exons: 1
Biological process (GO): translation
Cellular component (GO): ribosome; mitochondrial small ribosomal subunit
Molecular function (GO): RNA binding; structural constituent of ribosome
Source: RefSeq, a predicted model, not a curated record
GCGCACGCCGUUGGCCGGCGCAAGCGCGCGGUCGCGCGUGUGUGGGUGUGGGAGUCGGAGGACCCGGAUGCGCCGCAGGUGACGGUCAACGGCCAGUCCGUCUCGCAGUUCUUCGGCGGGCACUGGGACCUGCGGUACGCGGCGCUGUCGCCAUUCUUCAAGACGCAGACCGCGGGCCUCUACUCGGUGAUGUCGACCGUCCGGGGCGGCGGCCGCUCCGGCCAGGCGGAGGCGCUCCGGCUCGGCAUCGCCACCGCGUUGCAGGGCCUCAACUUUGACCUGCGGCCGACACUAAAGUCGGCCGGCUUCUUGACUCGCGACCGGCGGCAGCGCGAGAGGAAGAAGCCGGGCCAGGCGGGCGCGCGGAAGAAAUUCGCGUGGGUGAAGCGCUGA